GCACAGAAGAGGAGAAAGUAAAUGAUUCUGUCUCAUCCCCCCCCAGUUUGAUCAGAAUCCGUUUGGCGUUGCGAGCACACACACGCUUUUAACAUGGACGCCUUCAACACCGUGCUGCGGUUCUUAUUGAACCAAAAGGCCACUAUCGGCUACAGCUUCAUGGCGAUCUUGACCAUUGGCGGCGAGCGGAUCUUCUCCGUGGUCUCCUUCGAGUGCCCAUGCAACCGGACGCAGAACUUUUCGUACGGGAUCACCUUCCUGCUGGGUCCGGCCUUGGUGCUGCUGGUGCUGGGGUUCUUCUUCAGCGCGCGCAUGUGGAGGCUCUUCACCGGCUGCUGCCUGAACCCACGCAAGCUCUGCCCCCGGGGGAACUGCCUGCGCUGCACGGGCAUCCUCCUGAAGGUCACCUGGGGCGCCUGCAUUGCUCCCGUGAUGUGGCUCUGCGUGGCUCUGCUCAACGGCACCUUCUACGAGUGCGCCGUCAGCGGGCUGGACGACAACCUGGUGGUGGACCACUUCUGUCAGAACAAGACGCUGAGGUGCCGGGCGGAGUUGGCCCGCGUCCCCUGCCAGAGGUCCAAGCUCCCCGAGGACGAGAGCAAAGAGCUCCUGCUCAUGUUCCGAGCGCAGUCUCAGGUCCUGGGCUGGUGCAUCAUCACUGCGGCUGCGGUAGCAGGGCUGUUGGCAGCCUGCUGCAAGAACUGCCGCUCCCGGGUGAGUUACCUGCAGCUCAACUUCUGGAAGCGCUACAUGGAGAAGGAGAGGGAGAACUUUGAGGUCUUUGCCUCGGAUUAUGCCGACAAGCUUGCAAAGCGCAACCUCAAGAGCUUUUUUGAGAACAGCAACCCAGACAUAUUCCCAUUCCCCAACCACAAGUCCUGGGAGGCGAUAUCAAGCCUUUACACCUUCAGCCAGGGCGAGCAAUAUUACAGCACACUGCAGCGCUACGUGGAGCGCUCAGACCGAGACUACAGCCCAGAGAAGAGGCCAGUGCUGGUCUUUGAGGAUGGCAUGGAGAUGGCCUGAAACGGCUAAGAGGGGACCUGAGGGGGGUGGGGGGGUUAGGCAUGUACCUGGGUCAUGUGAUCUGUCUCUGUGAUGACCACCAAUCUGGAAUGGAAAUGCCAGUUUACAGUCUACAGUGACCAUUUCAUAUCAAAGUCUGAGCUGAUGGGGCUUUAAAAGCUUAGAAAGUUACCUUCUAAGCAAACAACUAGGAUGGAUUGUUUUAACAAUUUUUUUACGCUAACAUUACUCUCACAAUUUGGAAUUGGCAGCUGUGUUUGCAACUGUGCCACCUGUACAAGAAGCAAUGCAGCUGGAGCACAUGGACCUGUCCACAAGCCAGUGACUAUGGUGCGCACUGCAGGCGACAGAGAACUGAAACACAGCUUGCACAGAUUGGAGGAGAGUUGUCACUGACAGCCACUGGUUUUCUGGCAGAUCUGUGGAAGGAUGUAAUGUAGCAAUAAUCCAAAGAACCCUGACUGACUUAAAUAUACUGUACCCCUGACAGGGCAAAAUCUACUCAGUUCUGCUGUGGACUCCUAGUUCACCAACCAACCACUUUGUAACAGAGUUUCAAUGUUGCAGAGGCAGAGGCAAUAUAAAUGCUACUCACUUUCACCAGUCUACAGUGGCUAUUGGCCGGUCCCCUUUCUGCAGCACUUCCAUACAUUUCUAACAUGGCUAAAUAAAAUAUCAGUGUCUAAAAAUGCCA
Molecule: messenger RNA, 1720 nt
Organism: Conger conger (European conger)
Lineage: Eukaryota; Metazoa; Chordata; Actinopteri; Anguilliformes; Congridae
Product: calcium homeostasis modulator protein 5-like
Exons: 2
Coding region: 94-1026 (310 amino acids)
Molecular function (GO): monoatomic cation channel activity
Source: RefSeq, a predicted model, not a curated record